Aspergillus costaricaensis CBS 115574 is the source of this 936-nucleotide messenger RNA. RefSeq names its product RTA1 domain protein. The transcript has 2 exons. The record is from RefSeq and is a predicted model, not a curated record. Gene Ontology annotation, cellular component: plasma membrane; fungal-type vacuole. Bases 1 to 936 code for a protein of 311 amino acids. NCBI's taxonomy places the organism in Eukaryota, Fungi, Ascomycota, Eurotiomycetes, Eurotiales, Aspergillaceae.
AUGUCAACGUGGAACUGCUAUUCAUUCGAUCCGGAGGUUGCACCGCUGCUCGGUUAUCGUCCUUCUAUCACAGCUGGAAUCCUUUUCACGGUUGCCUUCCUUGGUGUCUUAACAACCCAUGUUUCGCAAGCACGCAACACCAUAUGUCCCUGGAUAGGAAUGCUCCUGUCACUUGGGGCUGCAUUUGAGUUCAUCGGAUGGCUUGCCCGCACUUUGGCUUAUCGCUGUCCAUAUAGCUUUAUCAUAUGGAUGAUACAGCUGUCAGUUUUAUGGUCGGCUCCAUACUUUACAAUCUUGGGUAUUUACGGAGCCCUAGACCUCGUGUACGCAAUCAUAGACCGAAAUCGAUCACCUCUCAGGCCUAAGCGGUGGACGGAUGUCUGUAUGACUCUUGCAUGUCUUAGUCUCAUCGUCCAGGCCAUUGGGCUUUCACUGGCAUACAAUGCCAUCAUUACCAACAGCCUAGAUAGGCUGGGGCUCUAUAUCCUCACCGCUGGCUGCGUUGUACAGCUCAUGUCUAUCGGUAUAUUCGUGGUACUGUUCGGAUACUUGAUCAUUCAAGCGAGACAUCGACUCAUCCUGAGAAGGCCGAUGUGCAAGAAUAUAACCGUGCUUGCGUUUGCUUUGGCUUGUACGAUGAUUCGAAGCACUUAUCGUCUGAUUGAGUUGGCGAGUGAAUGGCAAGGUUACUCUUUCACGUAUGAAAGUCUAGUGUGUCUUUUUGAUGGGCUGCCUAUGUUAUCUGCCAAUGUUGUGCUUCGCAUCUGGCAUCCCGCAGUAUUGUUGAAUGAGGCGAUGCUAAUGGAGGCGAGAUUUGCGCGAACGGAGGAGGUCGAAUUGCGAAGAAUGGAAGAUCAGAACGGGCGAGGAAGUCGCUUACUUGACGACUACCGACCGGUUUCUGAGGAGCUUGAGCCAGCUCUUCGUAAGCGAUAG